Scatophagus argus is the source of this 2200-nucleotide messenger RNA. RefSeq names its product sodium- and chloride-dependent GABA transporter 2-like. Gene Ontology annotation, biological process: sodium ion transmembrane transport. The record is from RefSeq and is a predicted model, not a curated record. Gene Ontology annotation, cellular component: membrane. Bases 690 to 2126 code for a protein of 478 amino acids. NCBI's taxonomy places the organism in Eukaryota, Metazoa, Chordata, Actinopteri, Scatophagidae. The transcript has 13 exons.
GGUGCAUUCCUCGUGCCAUAUCUGGUCUUUGUGGUGACCUGUGGUGUACCCCUGUUCCUGCUGGAGACCACCAUGGGCCAGUACACCCAGGAGGGUGGCAUCACCGCCUGGAGGAAGCUAUGCCCUCUGGCAGAAGGAUCGAAUGGGGGCUGAAACCUAUCCCAGCGAGAGGUGGGUUACACCCUGGACUGGUCGCCGGUCAAUCGCAGGGCUGACACACAAAGACAGACAACCACACAUGCACACACUCAUGCCUAGGGGCAAUGUAGAGAAGCCAGUUAAACUAAUGUGCAUGUUUUUGGGAUUGUGGGAGGAAGCCGGAGUACCUGGAGAAAACCCACAGAGGCACAGGGAGAACAAGCAAACUGCAAACGGAAGGGCCCAGACCAGGAAAACCUGAAACCUUCUUGCUUUGAGGCGACAGAGUUAACCACUGCACCUCAGUGCCAUUCCUUUCUUUUAAUUUAUCUUUUUAAAAUCUAUUUAUUUUUAGGGAGGAUUAAUUAGUCCCUGAGAGUGAGUAAGCAGUUUUAGUCUUGGACAGUCAGGUUUCUCUGGGCUUAAACAAUAAGGAUGCAUAAGGAACAAUGAACAAAAGGUACUCAUAAUAUUUGUUGAUAACAGAAAGAACCAUAUGUGGCCCUGCAGGUAUCGGAUAUGGUGGGCAGCUGAUCCUUUUCUACAGCUGCAUGACCUACAUCAUUAUUCUGUCCUGGGCUCUGUUCUACCUGGUGUUCUCCUUUAGCUCCCGGCUACCCUGGGCCACCUGCAAUAACUACUGGAACACGGAUGACUGUUUUGAAUUUUCAGCACAAAAUAACACCUUUAAACUGACCAACCAAACCAACAUAACUUCUGCUGCCACAGAAUUCUGGGAACGACGUGUUCUGGCUAUCUCAGGGGGCAUUGAGAAGACAGGUAGCAUCAGGUGGGAGGUGCUGUUGUGCCUGAUUGCAAUGUGGAUCAUCUGCUACUUUUGCAUCUGGAAAGGAGUCAAGUCUACAGGAAAGGUGGUGUAUUUCACUGCUACCUUCCCCUAUGUGAUGUUGCUCGUUCUUUUGAUCCGUGGACUCUCUCUUCCUGGGGCUCUUCAAGGAGUGGUGUUUUAUCUUCUGCCCGAACCCUCACGACUCCAAGACCCUUAUGUUUGGAUGGAAGCUGGGUCUCAGAUCUUCUUCUCAUACAGUGUGGGUGUGGGAUCCUUAAUUGUGCUAGGCAGUUACAACAAAUACAAUAACAACUGCUAUAAAGACUGUCUGUGGCUGUGCUUACUGAACAGUGGCACCAGUGUGGUAGCUGGGUUUGCAGUCUUCUCUGUGCUGGGAUUCAUGGCUCAUGAGCAGGGCGUUCCCAUUGCAGAAGUGGCUGAGUCAGGUCCAGGCUUGGCAUUCAUUGCAUACCCUCAGGCUGUAGCGCUGAUGCCUCUGCCCCAACUGUGGUCCAUCUGUUUCUUUGUCAUGCUCAUUCUCUUGGGUCUGGACACACAAUUUGUUGCUGUCGAGGUGGUGAUAACAUCCAUCAUAGAUAUGUUUCCCACAGAAUUGCGCAGGGCAGGCCGACGGGAACUUUUACUGCUCCUCUACUGCAUCGUAUGCUUCUUCUCUCAGAUUGUCAUGAUCACUGAGGGAGGGAUGUAUGUGUUCCAGCUGUUUGACUACUACGCUUGUAAUGGAGUCUGCAUCCUCUUUCUCUGUGCGUUUGAAGCCCUGACAAUGGGAUGGCUAUUCGGGGCAGAGCGGCUGUAUAUCAUCAUAAAGGACAUGACAGGUGUGAGUGUCAGCCUGUUUUUUAAAAUCUGCUGGUGUUACCUCACUCCUCUGGUCUCACUGGGCAGUUUCAUAUGUUCCUUAGUUUGGUACCAGCCUCUGACAUUUAACCGCUCGUACGUCUACCCAGGCUGGGCAUACACAUGUGGCUGGGUUCUGGCCCUCUCCUCCAUCCUGCUGUUGCCGGGAUGGGCGCUGUAUAAGCUGGUUACUGUGACUGGGAAUCUGAGUCAGCGUUUCCGUCAUCUGUGCCGCCCGGACCCUGAGCACUCCCUGUGUCAGAACACAGAAAUGGAGCUGCAGCACAUCUGUGGGGGAGAUCAGCCAGCUCACUGUCAGCUGAUAAGAAACAUCACUUGAUCCUUAAACUGUUUGUUAACUGCUUUUAUGUGUUCCACAACUAAGAUUUAGCACUGAGCACGCUGAUCGUUGUU